AUGACUAUCCCUAACUGCGAUACUGUCAACAGUCCUUCAAAUCAUCCUCAAAACAAUAUUGGUAGUCCAUGUCGACAAAAACAGCUCAACAGCCGCUCUCAAACCUUUCCUCAAAGCUCUGCAGGAAAGAUUGAACCAAAUCUUCCGGCCUACGAGGGUUACACUUACUCCCAAGCGGACCCCGUUCCUGGGCAAAGCGCAACGUGGACCCGUGUGGAACGAACCGACAUGAACAUAAGCCAACAUGAACUCUUUGAACUGGUACAGAAACGGGGAAGUAAGAAGUCGGCGGCACAACAAUACCAAAAUUUAUCAUCGAUCACCAGACGAGCGCAUAUCAACCAACUGAUCGACGAACAACGUCGCAGGAAUCCACUCGUUGAGUGGAGUUGUGUGUAUGCCAAAGAAUAUUCACGGCCUUCCGAGGCCCCCAAUGCUCGUUAUGGAGACUACGAGACAGUCUCCAUGAAUGUCAUUCUUCUGAAAAUGCCAAAGACUCAGAUGUAUACCAGAACACAAGCCGGGGAUUCAGGGACUAAACACUCGGAUCCUAGCUUGGAGACGAGUUACCGGGCACCAAAGCGAGACCGCUUCAUUACAUCAAAUCAGUCAAGCGCAGCCAUCGAUAAUGUACCGGAGAGUCCAGCGCCUAGCCCUGCCAACAGCAGUGAGACGAGCUUCGAGCAUAGUUCGGGCUGGUCAUCCGAUGGCAGCAGUGAUGCAAACGCCAAAUCGAUGCUAUUUGAGAAAUUUGACGAGACCUCCGAGACUGACGACUCAGAAUCCACGUGCAACGGGCAUCAAGAGGUACGGUUGAUGCGACCUUAUCUCAGACAACAGGCUGAGAUUCCUCAGCCUGGCAGCCCUCGUGGCCGCGAACCCAGCCACACCCGUGGAAAGCCAAAUAGUCGCAGCCUUGAUCGCAGACAAGAGAGAAAUAUUCCUCUUCGUAGUCAAUUUGAGCUACCUGCGGCAAAGACCAUCGGUCCGAAGCGAUUUGAUAGGGGUAGAUCACGCGGAUCCAUGCCUGGGGGGCGAUACAGAAUGCAGCUGAUGAACGACAAUGAGACACGGGGCCAAAUGCUUGAUAACCGUAAGGCAAGCAUUGGACAUCGAGAAAAGAGACUCAAAAGAACUUAUUAUGAAGCCCUCGAGCUAGAGCAGCGUCAAUCGGUAAAGGAUAUUUCCCCGGUUUGUCGCUGCACUUGUCGUUGUGCUAUCAAGGAGAAGAGAGAAGUUGAUUGA
This is a messenger RNA of Penicillium arizonense, 1245 nucleotides long. RefSeq lists its product as uncharacterized. The transcript has a single exon. The coding region runs from base 1 to 1245 and encodes 414 amino acids. The record is from RefSeq and is a predicted model, not a curated record. NCBI's taxonomy places the organism in Eukaryota, Fungi, Ascomycota, Eurotiomycetes, Eurotiales, Aspergillaceae.